Molecule: messenger RNA, 1467 nt
Organism: Alternaria arborescens
Lineage: Eukaryota; Fungi; Ascomycota; Dothideomycetes; Pleosporales; Pleosporaceae
Exons: 2
Coding region: 1-1467 (488 amino acids)
Molecular function (GO): N-acetyltransferase activity
Source: RefSeq, a predicted model, not a curated record
AUGGAUAGUGUGCGCGGGCUUCCCGUGCUACGGUUAUUGGGAAAAUCCGAACAGCUUUCCGCUGUUUCUCACGAACUAGGAUCCUUCAUAAAUGUGGGAGUAUCUGCUCACUACUCUCUCACUACUGUUACUACUCUCCCCGAGCUGCAGUCAAUCAUCUACGCCGCAUUGUCACGUGUCAUUCACAGGAACUCCAUCCUAUCCGCCAUCCCGAUAGACGAAGUAUUUCCAGGCGCCAACUUCGUUCGUUUGCAGUCUCUCGAUCUUCGUUCCUGCGUAAUUUUCAAGACUCGAGCUAGCUCGAUCGGACAGAGCAACCAAGACCAUGAGCUCGACACAAUUCUCCAGGAAGAACACAAUACUGACUUCAAGCCUUCCCGUGGUGCCCUGCCUUUCUGGCGACUGACUAUCUUGCAAGAUGCUGUUGAGGAGAAGAGGUGUGGUUUCACCGCAUCCUUUGUCUUUCAUCAUAGUCUUGGCGAUGGCGCAACGGGAGUCAUAUUUCACCAAUCGUUCCACCAGGCACUCAAGAGUGCUCUCAUGCUACCGUCUCUGGAACCAAACAGCUCGACAAUACGGGUGUCUGAAAGUUCGACUCUUCUGCCGCCACUAGAAGAUCUGCAUCCACUGCCAUUGAAUCCAAACCCACCUCAUCACCGCUCGUCGGGUGAGGAGCUGGAAGAGUGGACAGGAAACCCCAUCCAAUUACCAAUGACGUCGCAUUACCGAACAACCUUCUUCUCACCAACAGCUUCAGCAAAGUUUGCGCAAAAGUGCAAAGAGAAUGGUCUCACAGUUACGUCCGGCUUAACCGCCGUAUUGGCCGGCGCGUUGUUCGAGCAGCUUCCAGAUACUGUUCAGGCCCUCACAGGUAUUAUACCGAUCAACCUUCGUCCAUGGCUCAGCCUCCACCAUAACUGCAGCCCCGCGAACGAAGCAAUGGGCAGUUUCAUCGAUGCAUUGAAAGUACAGAUCCGUCGCGAGCAUUACUCCUUCCCGACCGACAGCGAUGAACACACAAGAGCUACACGCGGAAUCGUGGCCGCGCGUCAUACAGCAGAAUCAAUUAAAGGUUACAUGGGUACCAAGAGUCCGAGUGGUGAGCCAUAUACUUCAAUCGCUGCAUUCAAAGGUAUACACGACAUAGCUGCGGUCUUCAAGUCUAUGGUCAACACGCCCCGCGAUGCGGCAUUCGAGAUCUCGAACCUUGGCCGCUUCCCACCAGCGUCUUCCCCGUCCUUUGACGUUCCUGAUAGUGCUUGUGAAGAUCGGUGCCGUAUCGGACGCAUGACCUUCAGUCGUAGUGCCGUUGGCUUCGGCGCUGGGAUCACAACGAGUGUUGUGAUGGGGAACGAUGGUGUAUUGAGUGUGGGGUGGAGUUGGCAAGAGGGAGUGGUAGGGGCAAAGCUUGUGGAAAGUUUUAUGGAGAGCUUCAGGAAGGCCGUUGAGGGUGGCGUUCAUUUCUGA